This is a messenger RNA of Salvelinus sp. IW2-2015, 949 nucleotides long. RefSeq names its product H-2 class II histocompatibility antigen, A-Q alpha chain. The record is from RefSeq and is a predicted model, not a curated record. Lineage: Eukaryota; Metazoa; Chordata; Actinopteri; Salmoniformes; Salmonidae.
UCUACCCUCUUCCUCCACAGCGCAACAUGUAUUCAACGUCAUAAACGCACGUUCUGAAACGGAGGAAUUUAACAUGACCGUUGUAGYAGACGGUAAUGAAUAUCUCCAUGUAUAUUUAAACAACAAAGAAGACGUGGUAACGCGCCCAGAAUGGGGAAAUUAUAUAGAUUGUCCUAUUUGCGUCAGAUUUGCAGAGAGGCAAAGAGCAGGUCUUAACAAUUCCAUUAAAGUACUCAGCCUUGAAACCCCAGAAGCUAAAGUUCCUCCUGAGAUCAAAUUGUAUGCCAAGGAAGAAGUGAACCUGGGAAUAAACAACUCUCUCRUCUGCUUCGUCAAYMAUUUCUUUCCUCCGCCKGUCCAAGUCAAAUGGACCAAGAAUGAUGAGAACGUCCCCAAGGGGGUUAAAGCGGGUCAAUAUGCAACCAACAGUGAUUACACUUUCUACCAUUUCUCCACUCUGACCUUUGAACCACAAGAGGGAGACAUCUACACCUGUAUUGUGGAUCACACGGCCCUAGAUGAACCUCUAACCAGGACAUGGGAGUUCGAGGUGCCCCCCCCGUCCCAGUGUUGGUCCUGCUGUUUUCUGUGGACUGGGUCUGACUCUGGGGCUGCUGGGAGUCGCUACCGGAACAUUCUUCCUCGUCAAAGGAACCCAAUGUCAAUGAUGAUACCCAGUAUACUCUCUAUGUCUCUGGGUGAUAAUACACAGUAUAAUCUCCUAUAUGUCUCUGGGUGAUAAUACACAGCAUAAUUUCCUAUAUGUCUCUGGGUGAUAAUACACAGCAUAAUUUCCUAUAUGUCUCUGUCGCUGGGUGAUAAUACACAGUAUAAUCUCCUAUACAUCUCUGGGUGAUAAUACACAGCAUAAUUUCCUAUAUGUCUCUGGGUGAUAAUAUACAGUAUAAUCUCCUAUAUGUCUCUGGGUGAUAAUAAACAGUAUAAUCUC